AUGAAGGGAAAUCCACAGAAUAACAUUCAAGAUGUUAAGGAUAAUAUGGGGCAUAUUCAGAAAGAUUCUUCCCCAAUACAGUUCUCCGUUAGAGUUGAGGUGGAGGAGUGCAAUGGGGAAGGUACAAGCCGAAAUGAUUUCUCCAUUCUACGAUCCAUUCCCAAUUCUGUUGCAGGACAGAAAAAUGGAAAAGCUGCCUUAGAAAAUCAUACUGAACAUACAGACAAUAUUCCAUUCCUCUUGGGUAAUAAAACUGAAAAGAACUUCAUAAUACGUAAUAUUUUACGCCAGAAAAAAAGGAGAAGAAACUUCUUUACAAUGGUCAACCAGUACAUUGUGACAACUGAAACUAUUAUACAAGCAGCAGACUUGCAAUCUAAAGAGAAUAAGAAAGACUUUGAGAAAUAUAUUGAUGCAGCUGUGAGGAAUUUACUUGGUCAAUUUAAUAAAGUAAGUUUGACUUAUUAUGAUCAUGAAGUGAACAAAGUUAUGAGGACUUGGAUGGAUUGGUAUGUCAUAUGCCCAAGGUUCAGGAGCAUACCUUUAUUGUAUAAAUGUUAUGUAUGCUACAGAGGCUGGUGGAGAUUACAUCCAUUCAAGGAGCACUUGAAGGAACAUAAUGACUCCAGUAUUAAACUUAAAACGGAACCAUACGAGCAUGAAUUCUUUGUGGUGGCGUGCAACAAAAAAACUCAUAAGGCGCUUAAAGUGCACCUGGACUCAAGCUGUUGGAGAUGUGGUAGAGAUGGCAAAGUACACCAAACUACCAAUAAGAUAUUGAAGUACGAAUGCGAGGGCUGCAAACAGCAAAUGGUGACGUGCACCAAGCUUAAAGAGCACGAAAGCAUAUGCAAGGAGUAUCUCAAAAUAAACUAUUUAAAGUACAAAGUUAACGCCAGCGAAAAUACGACGUGCCAACUUUGCUGCGUGCACUAUGCGACUAAAACGCUACUGGACACCCAUAUGGUAGAUUGUCAUUCCGUCCGUACAGACGAGCCGGCUGUGACGUCGACAAAGGUGUGCAAACUCUGCAACCACAGGUACCACCACCAUAAAUUCCACGAUUGCCCCGAGAAGCACAAGGGUUUCAAGUGCGACUUCUGCUGCAGAAAAUUCGCAUCGCUAAUAUUUCUGCAUAUGCAUCUGCAGUUUACCAAAGGCAAAAUUCAGUGCACUGUCUGCAGGGCACGGAUGGUGAAAUGCCAGGCCGCCGAGCAUUAUUUGCAGCAUACAAAUAAUUAUGUCCCUGCAUAUUGGUGCGGUAGUUGCGAUAACAACUUACUGUUCACAGACGAAACUAUCUUUCGCGAUCAUAUGAACCAUUUUAACACAACAGUAGCGAAAAGAAGGUGGGGGAUUAAGUUGCUGCUGCCAAGAAAGUGCGUAACCGGUGAGGUAGUGAAAUCUGCCAAAGUGUUUGAAUUACCUGACAAGAAGCUCCACAACUUUUUGUGGGGAAUAGAGGACGCUGAGUAUGAUUUGACUGGUGAGUCCGUCACAAAUCAGAACAUUGUUGAUGAUGCCGAAAAAAACGUCAUCGUCCUUGACGACGAUGACAAAAAUGACGUUCAACGUUCAAAUGCAACGCGAGAAUCCAUAAAGAUUGAAAAUCAGGAUCCCGACAUCUGGGCAAUGCAAGCGCAGCUAGAUGCCGAGAUAAUGAGAGACAUAGAGAUGGAGGCGGAGAUUUCAAAAGUUUUCACGGCCUCGAAAAGCUAUCUCAAGUUCAUGGAGAAGGAGUCAAUGAUCGCAGAGUCCCAAAGGACAGAGUCAAUGGAGGAGGAGGAAGAUCUGUAUUCAAACGACCUCAUCAUCAUCGACAAUCAAGAGGAAGACGUUACAGUAAUAACGGACUCUGAAUGUGAAGAAACGAUUGAAGAUAAUGCAACCGAAUAUCGAAAUGCGAAAUCAACAGUGAUUGUUAGUGAUUCAGUCGACAGUUGCACACAAGAAGUGCUAGAUAUAAGCGACGCUGACGACAAUGGGGAACAUUUAGAUAUUGAUAUGAAGGAAGAAAUAGAUUUAGAGCCCGAAGAAGAGGAGAAUAGUGUGAGGCGUUCCAGCGAGUUCGAAGAGGACUCGGAUUGGAAUGUAGAUACUCUCGUUAAGGAGGAAACGGAAGAUAACGUCGGCGCAGCAGUCGAGACGAAACCGGACCUCUCGCUCUCGCAUAGCGACGAGGCGGCCGUAAAACACGAGGGUAUGGCGCAAGAGGAUUUCGCGGGGAUGUUGAACGCUAUCGCCGACGUGAAGAGGGAAAUCGACUCGGAGGGCUGCGAGAGGGAGGAGAAACUGGCGUGGAGGCCCCCCACGGCGGCUUCCGACAGCCGUGUGUACGAGUGCAAGGGGUGCUUCUUCAUCGGCGAGCUGAGACACUACGUCGUCCACGUCGUCAGCACCUGCAAGGGAACCGUCUUCGGGUGCGGCGGCUGCGAGGAGAGGUUCCCGGACGCGAGGCGCUACCUGGACCACAUGGUCGACCACGGCUACGAGCACCUCCAGUGUCCGGAGUGCAAGACUGUGCAGAGGUUCGCCUCGACACUGUACUCCCACGUCACGUCGCACAUCCGCGGCAUGUUCCUGCGGUUCAGGUCAAUACACGGCACGAGGAAGUCGCCGCAGGACAGCCUGCUCUACCGCUGCAGGAAGUGCAAGGAGAUGGUGGAGAUCGAGCAGUUCUUCGGCCACUGGGAGAGGCAUUUGCACGACCGGCCCGGAGACGGCCCGAAGACCGAAGAGUGCGCAUCGGAAGAAGACGGCGACACCGACAACUCUCACAUCGCGGCCAUAACCCCCGAACAAGUUAAGCAACUGACAGAUCUACUCCUGAUCAAUGAGAAGAAGGUGCUGGACUGCAUUGUGUGCCCCAAGAAGUUCUCCAGGACAAGCGAUUGCAAGAGGCACCUCAUCGAGCAUCUGCUCAUCCAGGCGUUCCUGAACAAGCCGAAGACUGAUUACGAGCUGCGCUGCAGCUUCUGCCCACUGCAGUUCGCAACAGAUCAGGAGUGGAAGGAGCACAUGAGGGAGCACGCUUCCCUGCCCGCAUACAAGUGCGACCUCUGCUCGAAGUCUUUCAGCGACUCGAGCAAUUACUCGAAGCACAGGAAGGUCCACAACCUGUUCUCGUUCAUAUGCGACCACUGCGGCGGCAAGUAUCGCGCGAAACGCAGCCUCAUUGAGCACCUGAAGCUGCACGAGAAAGAACCGCUGCUGUGCAAGGUCUGCGGCAUGCCGUUCGUAACCCAGUCGAGGCUGAGGAAGCACCAACGGUCCAGGCACAAGGUCGCACCGCACUCCUACCCCUGCAUGAUAUGCAGGAGGAGGUUUCGCAGCGUGAAGCAGAAGUGGGAGCACAUGUGGCUGAAGCACCAGAAGCGGCAGUACAAGGCGGACUGCCCCAUAUGCAAUAAGGCGUUCAGGAGACGCCAGGACGUGAAGAGUCAUCUGAAGGUCGUGCACAAAGUUAAAUACAGGGGCAGCUUUGAGCAUGAG
Iphiclides podalirius (scarce swallowtail) is the source of this 3492-nucleotide messenger RNA. The record is from the annotation of a GenBank genome assembly. Lineage: Eukaryota; Metazoa; Arthropoda; Insecta; Lepidoptera; Papilionidae.